Messenger RNA from Monascus purpureus, 429 nucleotides. The record is from the annotation of a GenBank genome assembly. Lineage: Eukaryota; Fungi; Ascomycota; Eurotiomycetes; Eurotiales; Aspergillaceae.
AUGGUUGCUCUCCUUUCCUUCCUUCACAUCUGUUCCUCUUCCGCCAUGGCAAACUCGCCGUACUCCUGCCUCGCGGAGGCUGGACGGAUAUCCGAUUUGCUCUCCAGCCUGAUUCCUCUGCCUGGUCCGGUAGAGGAAAUAAGGCGGAUUGUCCAAUUUACAGCGUCGCGAGAUCUGCCAUACUUCCCCAUCCCAUUCAAGGAGACGGAAGUCACCGUCGCUCUGAAGGCUAUUGAAGGGAGCUUUGCAUAUGCCAUCCAGUGCUUGCGGGAGGGCAACAAUUUUGCGACAGGCAGGAGGAUAUUCGUCAAUUUGGAGAAGACCACUGCGUUCCUGUUCGAGGCAUACCUGGCGACAGUCAAUGGGUAUGGGAAGCUGGAUCCGGAAGUGAAGAAAUUCCUCAAAGGUACGUCUGUUCUCCUGGGAUAG